Molecule: messenger RNA, 1083 nt
Organism: Metschnikowia bicuspidata var. bicuspidata NRRL YB-4993
Lineage: Eukaryota; Fungi; Ascomycota; Pichiomycetes; Serinales; Metschnikowiaceae
Gene: RIM2
Product: Rim2p
Exons: 1
Coding region: 1-1083 (360 amino acids)
Biological process (GO): pyrimidine nucleotide import into mitochondrion
Cellular component (GO): mitochondrion
Molecular function (GO): pyrimidine nucleotide transmembrane transporter activity
Source: RefSeq, a predicted model, not a curated record
AUGGGUGGGCGUUCAGAAAGCCUUUCUAGAAAACUAGAGGAAGACAUACAUGCAGCUAACCCUUUCCUUGUAUCCGACGAGAGGUCCAGCACCCUAAAGGAGGUUGAGCCUGUUGAUAGCAUUUCGACAAAAACCACACCUAAAUGGGUUCAUUUCAUCGCUGGCGGCACAGGGGGGAUGGUUGGUGCUAUUGUUACCUGUCCCCUUGAUGUUGUAAAGACUAGGUUGCAAUCAGAUUCUUACCACACUGCAUACAAUAAAACUCCCAAGUCUGGGAACCCAGUCAUAAAAGGGUUUCAACAUUUCAAAGAAACCUGCGGCGUCAUUCUGACUAUAUAUCGCACCGAAGGCGGAAGAGCUCUUUUUAGAGGCUUAGGCCCCAACUUGGUGGGAGUCAUUCCAGCAAGGUCCAUUAACUUUUUCACAUAUGGGUCAGGUAAGGAAAUCAUCCUGAAGCAGUUCAAUAACGGCGAGGAGGCUACAUGGGUUCACUUGGUGGCUGGUAUCAGUGCUGGUUUUGUGACAGCUACAGCCACCAACCCAAUCUGGCUAAUCAAGACCAGACUUCAGUUGGACAAAACUAGAGGUAAGAACUACAAGAAUUCAUGGGACUGUCUAAAAUACAUCGUCAGGACAGAAGGUGUGAAAAAUUUGUAUAAAGGGUUAAGUGCAUCAUAUUUGGGAGGUAUUGAGUCUACAUUACAAUGGGUCUUGUAUGAACAAAUGAAAGCGUUUCUCAACAAAAAAUCAUUAGAAAUUCAUGGCCACGAUGAGACCAGUAAGACCACAAGAGAUCAUGUCUUAGAAUGGUGUGCACGUUCCGGUGCUGCGGGUGCUGCGAAAUUCGUUGCAUCUCUAGUCACGUAUCCACACGAAGUCGUGCGAACAAGGCUCAGGCAGGCCCCGGUGGUGGAGACCGGAAAGCCGAAAUACACGGGACUAAUACAGUGCUUCAAACUCGUUAUCAAGGAAGAGGGGUUGGCUAGCAUGUACGGCGGUUUGACUCCGCAUUUGCUACGGACAGUUCCAAACUCAAUAAUCAUGUUUGGGACUUGGGAGAUCGUGGUUAGGCUUCUAUCUUGA